GGAAUCAGUGGCCGGAAGGACCCGAUCGCCGGGAGGCUGUCGUCGGCGGUGCCCGAAGCUUCUCCAGGUGUUUCCGGAAAGAGCCGAACAUUUCCGGAGAGACCCGAUUUCGUCCCGAAGUCGCCUCGGAUAUUUCCGAGCCUCCCCGAUCCUUUCCCGGAGAUCCCCGAAGCGUGGCCGGAGGCGCCCGAAGCCGCCUGGCCCCGGCCUUGCGUGAGGAGGAGGAGGCGGCGGCGGCGCGGCGAAGCGGGAGGAGAUGAAGAGCGGCCGGGAGCGGGGCUAGCGAGGGCCCGAGCGGAGCCGGACGGAAACCCCCCCCCUUUCCCCCAUUGCGCGGCGGGGCCAUGGCGGCCAAUAUGUACCGGGUGGGGGAUUAUGUCUAUUUUGAGAAUUCCUCCAGUAACCCUUACCUCGUCCGGCGCAUCGAGGAGCUCAACAAGACAGCCAAUGGCAAUGUGGAGGCCAAGGUGGUGUGUCUCUUCCGGCGCCGGGAUAUCUCCAGCAGCCUCAACAGCCUGGCUGACAGCAACGCUCGCGAGUUUGAGGAGGAGUCGAAGCAGCCAGGGGUGUCCGAGCAGCAGCGGCACCAGCUGAAGCAUCGCGAACUCUUCCUGUCGCGCCAGUUUGAGUCACUGCCAGCCACCCACAUACGGGGGAAAUGCAGCGUCACGCUGCUCAACGAGACUGACAUCCUCAGCCAGUACCUGGAGAAGGAGGACUGCUUCUUCUACUCGCUGGUCUUUGACCCUGUCCAGAAGACGCUUCUGGCCGACCAGGGGGAGAUCCGGGUCGGCUGCAAGUACCAAGCUGAGAUCCCUGACCGGCUGGCUGAAGGCGAGUCGGACAAUCGGAACCAGCAGAAGAUGGAGAUGAAGGUCUGGGACCCCGACAACCCACUGACUGACCGGCAGAUCGACCAAUUCUUGGUGGUGGCUCGGGCCGUCGGGACCUUUGCUCGAGCUCUGGAUUGCAGCAGUUCCAUCCGGCAGCCCAGUCUGCACAUGAGUGCAGCCGCCGCCUCCCGGGAUAUUACGCUGUUCCACGCCAUGGACACGCUGCAGCGGAAUGGCUAUGACCUGGCCAAGGCCAUGUCGACGCUGGUGCCCCAGGGGGGCCCAGUGUUGUGCCGUGACGAGAUGGAGGAGUGGUCAGCCUCAGAGGCCAUGCUCUUUGAGGAGGCGCUAGAGAAGUACGGCAAGGACUUCAAUGACAUCCGACAGGACUUUCUGCCCUGGAAGUCCCUGGCCAGCAUCGUGCAGUUCUACUACAUGUGGAAAACCACCGACCGCUACAUCCAGCAGAAAAGGUUGAAGGCAGCUGAAGCUGACAGCAAACUGAAGCAGGUCUACAUCCCUACCUACACUAAACCUAACCCCAAUCAGAUCAUCUCGGUGGGCUCCAAGCCUGGCAUGAACGGGGCUGGCUUCCAGAAGGGGCUGACCUGCGAGAGCUGCCACACCACCCAGUCAGCACAGUGGUAUGCCUGGGGCCCGCCCAACAUGCAGUGCCGCCUUUGUGCCUCCUGCUGGAUCUACUGGAAGAAAUACGGGGGGCUGAAGACCCCGACGCAGCUGGAGGGAGCCGCCCGCAGCGCCACGGAGCCGCACUCCAGGGGCCACAUGUCAAGGCCUGAAGCCCAGAGCCUUUCUCCCUACACAACCAGCGCCAACCGGGCCAAGCUGCUGGCCAAGAACCGCCAGACCUUCCUGCUGCAGACCACGAAGCUGACCCGCAUUGCCCGCCGCAUGUGUCGCGACAUCCUGCAGCCACGCCGUGCUGCCCGGCGCCCCUAUGCCCCUAUCAAUGCCAACGCGAUCAAGGCUGAGUGCUCUAUCCGGCUACCCAAGGCAGCCAAGACCCCCCUGAAGAUUCACCCCCUGGUGCGGCUGCCACUGGCCACCAUCGUCAAGGAGCUGGGCUGCUCUGACAUGAUGCUGCUAGCCAAGCUUCAUCUCCCCCAGCACAGGACUGGCUCAGAUUGGUAUAUUGCCUUACAAGACAGACAUGCACAUCAUUGUCCCAAUUCGUACCAUCGUCAUUAAACUGAUGGACAGAAGCUCUGCAUCUCCAUCCUUCCACCAACAAAGACCUCAAUCCCAGAUACUUCUGGGACAGACUGAGGUGCUCGGAUGGACCAACUUCAGAUAGGGGAACCAUUGUCUCUGGGAGAGAUGAGACUGCAUACAAAUGUCUCUCUAGUUGCUGGAUCUCAUUUAAACGUCACCUCUGCCUUCAAGAGCACUACCUGAUUGUCCUGACAUAGUAUCUCAGAAUUGUGGCCAGAUUCUCCAUCCGGACGCAAACAUCUAACUACCUGCUUGUGUUAGCUGGCUAAGGGCUGCUGAUAGAGCCUGUUCAUUGCAAGUCUGAGGACUGAUUUUACCAAGCCUAAAGCCCUCAACAAGGAAAACCAACUUCUCACAAUGGAGAAGAUUCUCAGUCUGGGAGCUCCAUGCAGCCAUGGCUCUUUGGAAAGCCCUGGUCACAAGAUUGACUGUUGUCUGCAUCUGAAUCUCUGUGGACUUUAGAUCAGUUCGGUCAAGGUCCACCUUGGAACAGCUAGCGCAUGCCAGCCCAGUCCAGUCAUGUGGUGUAUUCUCUCCCCUACUGUUCCUCCAACAGUUAAAAAGCCAAAUAAAGGCCUGGAAGGGCUCAUGUUCUCUUCAGCAUGUUACUGUCAAAGUGGCUCUUCUGGUGGCCAUUCCAUCAGCCAAGCAGGUGGGCAAACUCUAAGCCCGCUGACUGCCCCAAUAUACCAUGUUUCAUCCAGAUCAGGUGGUGGCAAGACUACGUCCUAAAGUUGUUUUAAGAUUCCCACUGAAUCCAGAGAGUGAAUUUCCCUAUUUUCUUUCCUAAAUACAAUUCCUCUUGGGGCAAAAGAAGCAGCUCCACUCUGGAGAGAUCUCUAGGGCCCUGAUCUCUUACCUAGAAGGACCAGUCUCCCCGCCUUUUGGUUGCAUUAAAUGGCACCACUAAGGGACAAGUGGUCUCUUCCCAGAGCCCAUCUAAAUGGUUUCCCCAGUGGAUUCCAGUGUUAUCACAUGGCAGGCGUUCCCUCUCCCCAGGUAUCACAGCUUUUUCAGCCAGAGGUCUGGCUGCCUCCUCUGCACGUUUCAAGAACCCUCCUGUUGGAGUAACCCACUGCCCUGUGCCCACAGCUGUGUCCCAGACUGGCCUUUGAGCCCAGAAGCCAGGUUCAGAAAGGCCAUGUUCCAAUCAUUGUUCAGGGCCACUGAUGGCACCUGGGAGGGGGGACUGCUGGCCAGUCACCUAGGAUGAGAUCCAUGCAGGGGCACACACAAGGGAACAGAGGGAUGGUCAUGGCCACACCGUCCUUCAUACCCUUAGGUGUGCAGAGAGGGAACAUGGGCAGGACACUGGCAUGGCCCCAACAGGCACCGCUGGGCAAAUGAUUCCCAUCUCGCUUGUGGAGCUCAGACACUUAGAGGGGGAUUCCUAUGAACACCACCAUCCCCAAGCCCCCCAGUUAAUGCAAGGAAAGGAAUGCCCAAGGGGAGUUUGACAUGCAGCCCUGCAGGAAUCCUCAUGGGGG
Chelonia mydas (Green sea turtle) is the source of this 3553-nucleotide messenger RNA. RefSeq names its product metastasis associated 1 family member 2 (gene MTA2). Gene Ontology annotation, biological process: negative regulation of transcription by RNA polymerase II. The record is from RefSeq and is a predicted model, not a curated record. Bases 345 to 2042 code for a protein of 565 amino acids. Gene Ontology annotation, molecular function: histone deacetylase binding; transcription corepressor activity; sequence-specific DNA binding. Lineage: Eukaryota; Metazoa; Chordata; Testudines; Cheloniidae. The transcript has 16 exons. Gene Ontology annotation, cellular component: NuRD complex; nucleoplasm.